Molecule: messenger RNA, 1470 nt
Organism: Peronospora belbahrii
Lineage: Eukaryota; Oomycota; Peronosporomycetes; Peronosporales; Peronosporaceae
Source: the annotation of a GenBank genome assembly
AUGACUAAAAUUGUAGCAACGAUUGGUCCUGCAUCUGAAGAGCUCAAUCUGCUUCAAAAGCUCACAAAUGAAGGAUUACGUAUCAUGCGCAUUAACUUUUCACAUGCAGAAUACGAUGAAGCGCUUGCACGUAUUGAGAAUCUACGAACUUGUCGAGGUGUACACGCUCAGACUCAAUCGACAUUUAAUCUACGUGCUGUACUGCAUGAUACGAAAGGUCCUGAAAUUCGUACGGGUAAAAUGCUCGAUAACAAGAAGAUUAUGCUUCAAAAGGGACAAGAAGUUGUCUUAACAACUGAUCGAGAGUUUGAACUAAAGGGCACAGCUGAAAAGUUUUACAUUACGUACAAACAACUUGCAGAGACGGUGAAAGUUGGUGAUACCGUGCUACUAUGUGAUGGAUUGAUACGACUGACGUGUACAGGUGUUGGUAAAGGAGAAAUUACCUGCAUGAUUGAAAAUACAGAGGAGAUUGGAAACAAUAAAGGUGUCAACCUUCCUGGAUUGAUUGUAGAUCUUCCAGCUUUAUCAGAGAAAGAUAAGCGCGAUCUUGAUUGGGGUGUCAAGCAUGAUAUUGAUUUCAUUGCUGCGUCUUUUAUUCGUAAAGCCAGUGAUGUAAACGAGAUCCGAUCGUAUGUGGACGAGUGUGUCAAGAAACAUUGGGCACACCAACCAAACUAUAUUGCUCCAAAGAUUAUCUCAAAGGUCGAGAACCUAGAAGGUGUUGAGAACUUUGAGGAGAUUCUGGAUGCUUCAGAUGGGAUCAUGUGUGCACGUGGCGACCUGGGGGUCGAAGUGCCUGCUCAGAAGGUGCUGACAUACCAAAAGAUGAUGGUCGACAGGUGUAAUGCCGUCGGUAAACCUGUGAUUGUGGCUACACAGAUGCUCGAGUCGAUGCAAUACAAUCCGCGACCCACACGUGCUGAGGUCUCGGAUGUUGGCAAUGCCGUGCUAGACGGUGCUGACUGUGUCAUGCUCAGCGGUGAGUCUGCUCAGGGCAAAUACCCGAUUGAGUCUGUGAGUACCAUGAACACGGUGAUUAAGGAAGCCGACGAGCUGCUGUUGCAACCGACGUACCGUGCCAAAUUCCAGUUCGACCCGCCAACCUCAGAUGUCGAGUCUGCUGUGUCGUCUGCUGUCAAAACUGCUAAUGAGAUGCACGCGCAGCUCAUGAUUGUGCUGACCCGCACGGGUUACACGGCUCGUAAGGUCGCCAAGUAUAAACCUACCGUGCCGGUCAUGUGCUUCACCACUGACAAGAAAGUCGGCCGUCAGCUUCAGAUCCACCGUGGUCUAUACCCUGUCGUUCCUGACUACCUUGACCAGGCACCGACUACUGCGGAGGCUGUUGCCCAUGCCAAAAAGAUAGGAUGGCUCUCUUCAGGUGACCGUGUCGUUGUGAUCAGCGGUGACAAGCCCUCGGCCGACCUUGGCCGUGCAAUUAUCAUUAGCGUGGCUGACGUGCAGUAA